GUUCCGCGUUGCUUCUCUUUCUUUUUCGCCUUGGAGUCUUUUUUAGUUGCGUUCAUUAUUCACUUCUUUUUCCUACUGCGUUACAGACGCAACAUCACAAAACCUUCUUGUUCUCUGUUAUGGCUUUCUCUUCCUCUGCUUCUGCUUUCUUAACUCAAGCAAAGCAUCAUGUUUUCCUGAGUUUUAGAGGUGAAGACACACGCAAUACCUUCCUCAGUCACCUGUAUGAAGCUUUGAAAGGAAAAGGGAUUGGAGCUUAUGCUGAUUUCAAAGAACUUCCGAGGGGAGAGGAAAUUUCUUCCGCACUGUUGGAAGCAAUCGAAAAAUCAAUGAUUUCCGUAAUAGUUUUUUCUCAGAAGUAUGCUACUUCAUCAUGGUGCUUGGAUGAACUCUCCAAGAUAAUGGAAUGCAGGGAUUCACGAGGACAACUUGUGGUACCCAUUUUCUACCAUGUUAACCCAUCCGAUAUACGAAAACUAAAAGGGAGUUUUGAAGAAGCUUUUGUUGACCAUGAAAGAAACAGGAUAGACAAGGUUAAGGGGUGGAGACUCGCUUUGACUAAAGCUGCCGGCUUAAGUGGGUGGUCCAUUGCAGGAGAUAAGCCUGAGCCCUCAGUCAUUGAGGAUAUUGUUAAAGAUAUUGUAAACAAGUUGGAUCGGUUGUCUAAAGGUGAUUGCGAAGGACUCAUUGGAAUAUUUCCUCGUAUGGAGCAAAUCAAAUCACUGUUGUGCUUUGGAGGGGAGGAUGUUCGUAUUAUUGGGAUAUGGGGAAUGCCUGGUAUAGGCAAAACAACUCUUGCUCAAGCUAUAUAUGAUGAAGUCCGUGGUCAAUUUGAAAGUUGUUACUUCUUGGCAGAUGUUAGAGAGAAGUUAGAAACACCUGCUGCAAAUGCAAUCACUCUGCGGGAUCAACUUCUUUCCCAAUUAUUAAACCAGCACGGCCUCCAUAUCGGUACUCCUAGAAUGCCCUUUUUCAUCAAGGAUAGACUCCGUCGUAAGAAAGUUCUUCUUGUCCUUGAUGAUGUCAAUGAUUGGGACCAAUUAGAAAAAUUAGAAAUUUGCCAUGACCACUUUGGUUCUGGUAGUAGAAUCAUUAUAACAUCCAGAAACAAGCAAGUCCUUACAAAUGGAUCAGUUGAUGAAACGUACAAGGCUAAGGGAUUAGGUUACAAUGACUCCAUUAAGCUUUUUUCUCUGCGUGCCUUCAACCAAAACGGCCUUGUUGAUGAUUAUAAGGAUCUAUCAAAUAAGUUUUUGGAAUAUGCUAAAGGCGUUCCGCUAGCUCUUAAAGUCUUGGGUUCUACUGUUUGUGAGAAGAACAAAGCAUAUUGGGAAAGUGCAUUGAAUAAAUUAAAGCAACAUUCCGAUCCGAAAAUUCACGAUGUGCUGAAGAUUAGCUUUGAUGGGCUGGAAGAUGUAGAGAAGAAGAUAUUUCUUGAUAUCGCAAUAUUCUUUAAAGGGUGUGGUAUACAUAGUGUAACAAAAAUACUGGACGGUUGCUAUAAUGGGACUGCUGGUUGGGCAAUUACCAACCUUGUUGAUAAAUGCCUCUUAGAUGAUACAAGAGAGAACAACCUUGGCAUGCAUGAUUUGCUACAAGAGAUGGGUAGGAUAAUUAUCAGUUCAGAAUCUCGAUGGCCAGAAGAAUGUAGUAGAUUAUGGAAUUCAGAUGAUGUUUGUAAAAUGUUAAAGAAUGGCAAGGGGACGAAAUCAGUGGAGGGAAUAUUAUUAGACCUGUCUCAAAUUAAUCAUGAAGUACAGUUACAUCCACGUGCUUUCGCAAGGAUGCCUAAUCUUAGAAUUAUCAAAUUCUAUAAUCCUACUUUAUCUAGGGAGAGUGGUAUGUUGGUUCCUUCAGACCAGGGUCUUGAAUCUCUUCCUGAUGAGUUAAGGUAUUUUCAUUGGGAGAAUUGCAUGCUGAAAUCUAUACCGUCAAAUUUUAGUCCGAAGAAUCUUGUUGAAUUAAGAUUAAGUGGUCGCAAUUUUGAACAACUUUGGAAUGGAGACCAGAAUCUUGAGAAUUUAAGAGUGCUUGAUCUGUCACAUUGCAAGAAUUUAAUCAGGAUCCCAAGUUUGUCAGCAUCCAAAAAUAUUGAACAACUGAAAAUUAGUGGGUGUAAAAGCUUGGUUGAACUCCCAUCUAUGGUUCAUUUGAAAUCUCUUCGCUUUAGACUACUCGGUUAUGGUUUAAAAAAUUUGAAGAAAUUUCCUGAGCUCCCACAGCAUAUCGAAGAGUUGACUUUAACAUGCACUGCAAUAGAAGAAAUUCCGGAGUCAAUCGGGUUUCUCCAUCAACUUGUUCGUUUGAAUAUGAGUGGUGGCCGAAUUCAUAAUCUUCCAAGCACUACUAUUCAGUUGCAUGCCCUUAGAAAAAUCAGUCUCCAAAGUUGCCGAAACAUCACAAAUUUUCCGAUUGUUCCGGAGAACAUAGAACACUUAGUUUUGGGUUACACUCCAAUAAAAGAAGUGCCUUCAUCAAUCUCAAGGCUUAAAAACCUUGCUUCUUUCGUCAUGUAUGGCUGCACAAGGCUUAAAAGCCUUCCAACCAGCAUUUGUAAGUUAAAAUCUCUUGUAUUCCUAGAUCUCCGUGGCUGUUCAAACUUAGAGUGUUUCCCAGAAAUAUUAGAGACUAAGCGUCUAAAAUAUCUUGGUUUAAGUAAAACAGCCAUAACAGAGUUAUCCUCGACUAUAUUUCGGUUUGUCCCUUUGGAAGGAUUGGAUCUAUCUGGAUCAGAUAUAGUGGAAAUUCCUAAGAGUAUCAAACAACUUUCUAAUUUACAGUAUCUAUAUUUAUCUAAUUGUGGGAACCUCGAAUCAUUGCCAGAACUUCCACCAUGUUUACAUUUUUUAGUAGCAGGAAACUGCAGAUCUUUAAAGAGAGUUCCCCAGUGGGAACAUGCGCAUUUUAUGGAAGCUGGGACAUUUUUAUUAUCUCAUCAAAUUGGGAACAGUGAAUUUCUAUUCAAUAAUUGCUUCAAUCUGGACGGGGAUGCAGUCAACAACAUUGUGGCUAAUGUACAGCUUAUAGCUCAAUGUACGGCACAGGUGUUUGCGAUGAAAUCUUCUGAAGUUGCUGCUUAUAAUUUUCCUCGUUAUAGUAAUGGUUUCCUUUCUUGUUUCCCUGGAAGUAAAAUUCCAAAGACAUUCAAGAAUCGGAGUAAAAAUUCUUCAAUAACUGUCAAGUUGGGUCCAGCUUGUUCUAGUAAAAGAUUUUUGGGCUUUCUUCUAUGCAUUGUGGUUAAUUUUAAGGGCCCUCAUAAAUUCAAAGUCUGCGGCGGUAGGUGCCAAUAUCUAUUAACAACCGAGCGCCUUGACCGCCUUGACCGUGAUCCUCUCGAACUUACUCAUCAUUGGAAUUGGAAUGCCCCUUUCUGUAUAAGCUUUGAUUCGAAUCAUGUGAUCCUUUUUGGUAGUGGUUUUGGAAGGGAAAUCAAUGAAUCCAUAAACAACCAUUUUGAUGAGGCCUCCAUUGAAUUCUACGUUACAGCUUGCGAUUUUGAUUCCAAUGUUGAGCAUAUCAUAGUGCAAAAAUGUGGUGUCAAUGUAUUAUAUGAGGAUGCUGUCAGAUCCAAUGACAAAGAGGUUGCGUCCAGCACAAAUUACAGAGCUAAUGAUGAGGAAGGCCUUGAUGAUCCUACGACUACGAUAAGACCUAGGCACAGACGAUGUUUUAGCUCUGAUGAAGUGGAAGAACCAGAGCCUAAAAGACUGAAAUAGUUUCGUUUCUUUUGAGGAGGUGCAAGUUCGCAAAUUUCUGAUAUUAUUUAAAGCCCAGGCAAUUCAGUUCCAAAGCUUUUGGUUUCAGUUGAUGCUUUUCUUAGGAUCCCUAAGAGCAGUUGGAAUGUGAAAGUAAGGUCCCCUCUCCCAUAAAAAGGUUCUAUUUUUGCCUAUGUUCAUUAUGCAUUUUAGAAUUACGACAGUAUUUUGCACAUUUUCUGGAACUUUCAUGAAAAUUCAGCCUUAACUUGAUGUGACAUUUUUGAACCUGCAGAUUAUGGAUGUUUCAAGUGUCUCUUUGUCACCAGUAGAAAGGGUUUUCAGAGAAAUAUUGGGUUUUCAAGUCUAGGUUGUGACAAAUCUAGAGAUUUGCAUCCCUUUGCUACUUACUACAUGCUAUUGCUGCUGCCGCAGCAGUUCCAGAUCGUCAAGGUAAAUGAACUUCUAUAACUGGCUGAAAGUGUAAGUUUACCUUUUUCUUUUUUUUUUUUUUUUCAGAAAAAUUAUAUGAAGCAUAACAUGAAAUCUUUAACUAUCAUGUGGUCUUGAAUCGUAAUCAAUUUCAGUGCUUUCUUAAAGCUACAUCAGUGAAGUAGCAAGUUUAUAUCAUCUGAUGGUCAGGACUUUGUCGUUAUCAUCUCACAGUAGAAAAAUAGAUCACACCUGCACCAUCAUUGAGAAUUGGGGAAAAUAAAAACAAAAAGGCCAAAAAUAGAAGGAAACUAGGGCUUUUUUUUUUUUUCCCAAUGGAAGGGUAUUUUAACAUCAUUAAGGAAAGUUUGAAACUUAUUUACCUAAAUGGGAUACUCAUGCUAUGUCAUAUUUUUUACUAUUUUUUUGUUUUCCUUAAACAUACAAAAUACAAGGGAUUACGCUUUCUCUGCUUCGAUGCUUUAACUCUCCUUCAAUCAAAGACCAGUGGCAAGUAUGAAAGGGGAAAUUUAGGUGAACUUGAGUGUUGCUAUAAUUCUUAUGUCACAUCAGUUUGGGUGGAAUUCAUCAGUAGCUGGAUUAGUUCAACCACCAUUUUUUUGGGGAUAUGCAUUGAGUCAAUUGCCAGGGGUUUGCUAGCGAAGCUUUUUGGUUGAAGAGGAAUCUUAUCAAGCCAAGUAAUAGCUUAAAGGGGCCAUCUGGCACUACAGAAAUGCAAUUUCACUUCAUGGGAUGUAGUCAUGCUUCAGCAACGCUUGGGUUUAUUAAGGAUGUGUUUUUAUGCUGUGCAAAGGACUGGGGUCCAGAAACACUAACAUAGGACCUUGAUUGUGUAAAGAACAUUUUCAGGGGCAGUGAUGAUUCAAAGGGCUAGGACCUGCAUAUCAAAGCUGAUGAGCUAUUCACCCAGCUUGAAAAUAAAAUGAUUCUGCUACAGAUGUAUGCAGCAUCGUUAUUCAGUUCUUCAAUUGUAAGUAUCUUUUGUUCUGUCUAUUUUUCCAUGCAAUCUUAUUGUCAUUAUGAAGCACAUCAAACAAAUUUCAUGGAAUACAGAUAUAUUGCAUCGUGAUAAAUGUUUUCCUAGUUUCUUCUCGGUGGCCUUGUUUUUGCAUGCAUUUAUAUUUUUCUUUUGAUUACUAAGGAUAAUUUCUGUUCUAAUAAAACAGCAGUUUUUGUAACUUGCAUAGCUCAAAUGACUUAUGAGUGAAGAGGAAGGGUUCUAUUUAUAUUAUUAAGUACUAGUCUUAAAACUUUAACAUCUUUAAGGAAAGUUUGAAACUUAUUUACCUAAAUGGGAUACUCAUGCUAUGUCAUAUUUUUUAUUAUUUUUUUGUUUUCCUUUUACAUACAAAAUACAAGGGAUUACGCUUUCUCUGCUUCAAUGCUCUAACUCUUCUUCAACCAAAGACCAGUGGCAAGCAUGAAUGGGAACAAUUUAGGUGGGUUCCUCAUUUAUGUGCUUCAUCUCUCUUUUUCUUUUGGGGAUUUGUUGUUAGCUUGAAAUUAAAUUCCCAAACUCUUCAUCUCUAUGCUUAAUUCCGUCAUAGUUUUGGAUUAUAGUUUUUUGGGUUUAUGUAGCAGAAACAGCAAUCACUUGGGUGGACUUGAGUGUUUCUAUAAUUCCUAUGUCACAUCAGUUUGGGUGGAAUCCAUCAGUAGCUGGAUUAGUGCAACCAUCAUUCCUUUGAGGUUAUACAUUAAGUCAAUUGCCAGGGGUUGCUAGCGAAGCAUUUUGGUGGAAGGUGGCCAACUGUACGGACUAGAUACUGUAUGGACUAGGUUUAGUUGGAUACGGCAAAUGCAGACUAAAACUAAUUCUAAUUUUGUUGGUUUAAUUGGAUGUGGAAAAUGCGUUGAAUUUUGAUUGUGCUAACAAUACUUGCAGUUGGGUUGGUUGCGAUGUUUGUUCCCAUUGGUGCUAUGCUGCCUGUGGUAUGCAGAGGAAUCUUAUCAAGCCAGGUCAUAGCUUAAAGGGGCCAUCUGGUACUACAAAAAUGCAAUUUCACUUCAUAGGAUCUGGUCAUGCUUGAGAAAUGUUUGGGUUUGUUAAGGAUGUGUUUUUAUGCUGUGCAAAAUACUGGGGUCCAGAAACACUGACAAGGGAGCUUGAUUGUGAAGAAGAUUAUCAGGGGCAGUGAAGAUUUAAAGGGUAAGGACCUGCACAUCAAAGCUGAUAAGCUGUUCACCUCGCUUCAAAAUCAAAUGAUUUCUGCCACAGAUGCAUGCAACAUCAUUAUUAAGUUCUUCAAUUGUAAGUAUAUUUUGUUCUGUCUAUUUUUCUAUGCAAUCUUAUUGUCAUUAUGAAGCACAUCAAACAAAUUUCAUGGCAUACAGAUAUAUUACAUUGCAAUAAAUGUUUUCCUAGUUUCUUCUCAGUGGCCUUGUUGUUGCAUGCAUUUAUAUUUUUCUUUUGAUUACUAACGAUGAUUUCUGUUUUAAUACAACAGCAGUUUUUGGAACUUGCAUAGCUUAAAUGACUUGGGAGUAAAGAGGAAGGGUUACAAUUAAAUUAUUAAGUACUAGUCUCAAAACUUAUAAAUAUUUAUGCUAUUUAUAGUGUUAUAAUAUACAGCAGAAAAUAUGUGCAGAGAGUCAGAGAACAUUGGACUAUUAUUAAUGGCAUGUAAGAUCAGCACAUUAAAAUGCCACCUUCUCUUUUUAUCCUAAUGAGAGUAUAAAUAUCCCUAGCAUUUCAUAAUCUCAUGAUGAAAUCUCUUCUUGAAUUGGAGGCCUUUUUCCUACUCUGUUUCACUAUUCUUCAGAGACCAGUAGAAAAUAGUGUUAAGUAAAAACAGUAAUGAUAGUGUUGAGGUGUUUCAAUUUUUUUUUAAAUAUAAAUGAUUAUUUAAAAAAUCUGACAUGGCAUUGACAUGGCAUGAAGUACCCCAUUUAUGUAAAUAAAUUUAAAACUACCCCUAUUAAGAAAUAAAGAUUUUAAACUACUCCUCUGUCAGAAAAAAGCUCAAGGAAACUACUUGAGUUUGUUUAGUAAUGAGGAGAGCAGCUAAAUUAUUUUCUUUUCUGUCUAUAAUGUUUCUCCAUUCUGUCAGGGAAAUUAUAGAGUUAAAGCUAUGGAUUUUGAUUCGAAUAUUGAGCAUAUCAAAGUGCAAAAAUGUUGGGUCAAUGUAUUAUAUGUGGAUGCUGUGAGAUCUUAUGACAAAGAGGUUGAAUCCUGUAGAAAUUACAGGUCUGAUUUUGAAGAGGCUGUGAAUCCAACCAUUGAGACAUUGGAAUCAAGUUGUCAUGCUAAUUUAUCAUUCACUAAGAUGAAGAGAAGAGAUGUGAUGCUUCCAUGAUGGAACCUAACUCUGCAAUUGAUCCAAAUUGGCUCCUUGAAAUUUGAUGUCAAAAAAGAGAUUUUCGAAGGAUCAGUGAUGGAAAAAAAUAAAAAGCUAAUGAUGAGGGAGGCCUUGAUGACCCUAUGACUACAAUGAGAACUAGGCACAAAAGAAGUUUUAGCUCUGAUGAGGAGGAAGAACCAGAGCCUAAAAGACUGAAAUACUUUCAUUUCUUUUGAGGAGGUGCAACUUCUCAAACAUAUCUUGCUUUCUGAUCUUAUUUAAAGGCCAGGCAAUUCAGUUACAAAGCAUUGGUUUCAGCUGAUUCUUUUCGUAGGAUUUGUAAGGCAGGUUGGAAUGCAAAAGGAAGGUCCCUCUCCCAUAAAAGGGUUGAUUUCUAUUUGCCCAUGUUGAUUAUGCAUUUCACAGGUUUUUUGCACAUUUUUUGGAACUUUAAUGAAAAUUCAGCCUUAACCUGAUUGACACCGUUGAACCUGCAGAUGAGUGUUUUGAGUAUACUCUUUGUCACCAAUAAGAAAAAUAGUAGAUUUUCAAGUCAAGGUUGUGACAAAUGUUAUUAUUUUCCUUCAAAUUAAUUAUGUGCAACCUUUUCAUGCUAAAUUACGGAAUUUGAUUUUAAUAUGGUGCUAUCAAGCUAGAGACCUGCAUCCUUUUGCAACAAUAUGCUAUUGUUGCUGCCUCUGCAGUUCCAGAUCUUCAAGUUAAUGAAGAUGCAAAUGAUUGGUCUAAGCAAAGGAUGGCAAAACACAGUCCCAAGGCAGAGGGUUAAAACAGAGUCCUAAGCAAUGCGAAAACUCCAAAUGAAGACAAUUUAAGGACACAUGUCAGUUGCUUUUCAGAUAUGGUAAAUCUCAAGCUGCAUAUAGAUUAUUGAUACUUAAAAGAGCUCAAGCGGAGGUAAAGAAAUCAAAUGCAAUCCUAACAAGAUCGAGCCCAGCUUUCCUCGUGAUUCGACUAGGCUCACCUUGAAGCUGAGUUUGUCAUUGCUAUUAUUCAAAGAUGCUUGCACUGAGAAAGCCAAUGGUGAACACUAACAUACACCGACUGCAACGGAAGUUUUAGCGCUGAUGAGGUUGGAAAAGGAGCAGCCGUUGAGAAAUUGGAAGCAAGGACAAUGAGGAUGACAUCUUCCCGACGGUGGUGAACCAAUGAUUGAAUGAGAUAGCUGAAAACCGGAAAAGAUUAUGGUGACCCUUCUACUCAAAUGAAACAAGGAUGGAAUUGAAGUUUUUGCAGUAGUAGGGGGGAUGACCAAGCCCUAAAGAGCUGCAACUUUUCUUUAAGAUUUUUUGCUUUAUGCUUGUGCUUGUGUUACGGGUCGAGACUUAAGUUUCGAAUUCGCGCGGCUCUGGGACCCGAGCAUUCACUCUUCCGGUAUCCCAGAUCAGUCUACCUGCCACGGUUCACACCCUUGUGAGGUAUUGUCCACUCUGACCCCUUGACCUCAGAGUUUUGUCCUACAAAAGGCGCCUCACAAGGCGGUGGGAUUCAAGACUCUUUCUUAGGUCUGUGACAUUCUUCUGCACCCAAUCUCGUGAUGCCCUCGUCACGGAGGCUGACCACCUUGCCUGUCUCCCUUGAGGUACUUGGUGUGGAUCGAACGGUUUAAGGCUGGUUUUAAUACCACUUGUCACAGGUCGAGACUUAAGCUCCGAACCCGCGGGGCUUCGAGACCCGGGCAUUCACCCUUCAGGCGUUCCA
Molecule: messenger RNA, 9148 nt
Organism: Durio zibethinus
Lineage: Eukaryota; Viridiplantae; Streptophyta; Magnoliopsida; Malvales; Malvaceae
Source: RefSeq, a predicted model, not a curated record